AUGGGGGAUAGCAACCGCACAGCAGUAACUGAGUUUGUUUUGCUGGGGUUCUCAGGUUUUGGUUCCCUUCAGGGCUCUCUAUUCUGGGGGGUGCUCUGUAUCUACCUGGUCACCUUGCUGGGCAACUCCCUGAUCAUCCUCAUAACGCUGGCGGACCCUGCCCUGCACUCGCCCAUGUAUUUCUUCCUUCGCCACUUCUCCAUGGUGGAGAUCCUCUACACCACAACCAUCGUGCCCAGGAUGCUGGCUGAUCUCCUGUCCUCCUGCCCCACCAUCCCACUUGCCAGCUGCUUCACCCAGCUCUACUUCUUUGCCCUCUUUGGCAUCGCAGAAUGCUGUCUGCUCACCGCCAUGGCCUAUGACCGCUAUGCUGCCAUCUGCCGGCCGCUGCAUUAUGGCACCCUGAUGAACCGGGGCACGUGUGUCCACAUGGUGGGGGCCUCGUACCUCAUGGGUGUCAUCGCUGGCACCACUCACUCCGUCUUUAUCUUCACAUUGCCCUUCCACAAUGCCAACACAAUCCACCACUUCCUGUGUGACAUCCUGCCUGUGCUGAGGCUGGCUAGUGCAAGCACCUUCUGGGGUGAAGUGGGAAAUCUUGGUGUCACAAUAGCCUUUAUCCUGACCCCCUUCUUACUGAUCAUUGCCUCCUAUGCUUGUAUCCUUGUCACCAUCCUUGGGGUUGCGACAUCCCAGGGACGUCGGAAAGUCUUCUCUACCUGUUCUUCCCACCUGUUUGUGGUCAUGCUCUUUUUUGGGACUGGGACUGUUGCCUAUAUGAGGCCUUGGGCAGGCUCCUCUCAGGACGCGGACCAAAUCCUCGCCCUCUUUUACACAGUGGUCACUCCCAUGUUCAACCCUUUUGUUUAUACUCUGAGGAACAAGGAGGUCACAGGGGCGAUGAGGAGGCUUAUGAAGAAAUACUUUUGGAGUUCUUGA
Phyllostomus hastatus (greater spear-nosed bat) is the source of this 939-nucleotide messenger RNA. RefSeq names its product olfactory receptor 9. Gene Ontology annotation, biological process: G protein-coupled receptor signaling pathway. The transcript has a single exon. Bases 1 to 939 code for a protein of 312 amino acids. The record is from RefSeq and is a predicted model, not a curated record. NCBI's taxonomy places the organism in Eukaryota, Metazoa, Chordata, Mammalia, Chiroptera, Phyllostomidae. Gene Ontology annotation, molecular function: G protein-coupled receptor activity; olfactory receptor activity. Gene Ontology annotation, cellular component: membrane.